GAUGCAACCGACGUGUUCGACAACUAUCACGCUGCGCGCGUGUACAAACACAUCUUACCGCAGUUCCUUGUUGGCGAGGUCACGGACGUCGCCGUCUAUCCGCACGUCGCGGACUUCCGCGCUGCGAGGCAGGAGUUGUUGCGGCUGGGCCUGUUCGAGACGGACUACCGCUUUUACGCCAAGCACGCGGCUUGGCUGGCUGCGCUGUUCGUGUCCUCGCUAG
Molecule: messenger RNA, 223 nt
Organism: Prorocentrum cordatum
Lineage: Eukaryota; Dinophyceae; Prorocentrales; Prorocentraceae
Source: the annotation of a GenBank genome assembly